Vigna unguiculata (cowpea) is the source of this 1248-nucleotide messenger RNA. RefSeq lists its product as uncharacterized. The record is from RefSeq and is a predicted model, not a curated record. NCBI's taxonomy places the organism in Eukaryota, Viridiplantae, Streptophyta, Magnoliopsida, Fabales, Fabaceae.
CAUUUAUUUUGUUUAUUUACACAAUAAGUGUGUAUUAAAUGUUUCUUUGUUAUUUUGAUACCAGCUUCUUUGCCUAUGCCAUUGACUUCGGUCAAAACUUUAAAUGGGACAAAUUUUGAGGACUGGAAAGAAUCUUUGGAUUUAUAUCUAGCAAUUACCAACAUGGAUUUUUCCUUGAGAGAAGCAGAACCUUCAGCUCUUACGCCUGAGUCCACUAUUGUCCAAAGAGCUUCUCGUGAAAAAUGGGAACACUCGAACAGGGUGUGCCUAAUGGUGAUGAGAUAUACCAUGGAGAAGUCUAUUCGACAGAGCAUUCCGGAUAAUGACAAUGCUAAGGAUUUUAUGAGAUCAGUUGGUGAGAAGUUUAAGACUUUUGAUAAAGCUCAAAAGGGUCAAUAUCUGUCACUUCUUGAGAAGACCAAAUAUGAUGGUGUCAGUGGUGUUCGUGAGCAUAUGAUGAAGCUUGUGCACUAUUAUAACAAACUCAAAUCUCUAAAGGUAGAUCUUGGUGAUAGUUACUUGGUUUGGCAGGUUAUGGAAUCUCUUCCUUCUCAGUUUGAUGUGUUGAAGACUUCUUACAACACUCAAAAGGAGGAAUGGACAAUUGAUGAAAUGAUAGCUAUUAUUUCUCAAGAGGAAGCAUCGAUUAAAAAGACCAAGUCUCAUAGUGUGCAGUUUACAGCUACUAAUUCAAGCACUAAACCUGUGAAAAAGGGCUUCAAAGGUAAAUCUCGUCCUGAAAAAGGGAACACAGGGAAAGCACCAGCGGUUUUGGAGCCUAAGAAGAAGUACUUCAAGGGGAAUUGUGCCUAUUGUAAGAAAUUUGGACACAAGAUAGCUGAUUGUUAUAUUCUUAAGAAGAAGAAUGCUGAUAAGGAAGGGGUUCACAAGUCUGAGAAAACCAAGUGAUGUCGAGUCCAAGAUUAUCAUGGGAGAUGGAGCUAGAGCACUAGUUGAAGACAUAGGAGUAGUUUCUUUAAAUUUACCUUCUGGACAUGUUUUGUUAUUAAAAGACGUUGUUUAUGUACCUUCUAUGAGAAGAAAUUUGAUUUCAGUUUCAAUUUUGGACAAAUGUGGCUACACUUUUGAAUUUGGCAAUGGUAAACUUGUUGUUUAUUUCAAUUCAAUUAUUGUUGGCUCAGGAGUUUUAUAUGAUGGACUUUACAUGCUGAAUCUGAAUGAUAUGUCUGUUAAUUCUGUUAUUGGACAUAAGCGUAGUAGAGUUGAUGAAAAUUCCUCUAUGUUGUG